Molecule: messenger RNA, 678 nt
Organism: Suillus discolor
Lineage: Eukaryota; Fungi; Basidiomycota; Agaricomycetes; Boletales; Suillaceae
Product: glycosyltransferase family 1 protein
Exons: 6
Coding region: 1-678 (225 amino acids)
Biological process (GO): dolichol-linked oligosaccharide biosynthetic process
Cellular component (GO): UDP-N-acetylglucosamine transferase complex
Source: RefSeq, a predicted model, not a curated record
AUGUCCACCUGCACAACAAUCCUCGUGUUACUCUCCCUGUUCUUCUGUAUCAGACACACCAGGCUCGCCUCGGCAAACCCCAGGCCUCCACAGACCUGCAGCAUUGCUAUUUUUCUUGGUUCAGGGGGGCAUACUACUGAAGCACUGAAGUUGGUUUCUGCGCUUGAUUUUGGUCGUUACUCCCCACGGACUUACAUAGUCAGCAAAGGCGAUACGUUUAGCGCACAAAAAGCUCUUGCCUUGGAGCACAUUAAAGCCGCUGAUCAUGCUUUCUCCGAUGAUCAACCGCAAUAUAAGCUCUUGUUUAUACCCCGUGCGCGUCGCGUGCAUCAGUCACUGCUUAGUACACCACCAGAUGCAGUCAAAUCACUACUGGCUUGCAUGCGUAUUGUCGCAGUCCGCCCAUUGUUCAAGAAAGGAGCAUUCCGGCAACCAUUUGUGGACCUUCUGAUCCUCAAUGGCCCGGGAACGUGUGUCAUUUUAUGCAUAACGAUUUUUCUGAAUAGGCUUAUCGGACUACCUAGCCCACGGGUUAUGUACGUUGAGUCUUUCGCCCGUGUCAAAUCUCUGUCGCUUUCUGGAAAGCUGCUGUAUCAUUUUACCGAUCGUUUCGUAGUCCAGUGGCCUGGUCUGGUGCAGCCCGGCGGUCGAGAAAUUUACCGCGGGUGCCUUGUAUGA